Molecule: messenger RNA, 1846 nt
Organism: Rhizophagus irregularis DAOM 181602=DAOM 197198
Lineage: Eukaryota; Fungi; Glomeromycota; Glomeromycetes; Glomerales; Glomeraceae
Product: Succinate--CoA ligase [ADP-forming] subunit beta mitochondrial
Biological process (GO): tricarboxylic acid cycle; succinyl-CoA metabolic process
Cellular component (GO): succinate-CoA ligase complex; mitochondrion
Molecular function (GO): succinate-CoA ligase (ADP-forming) activity; ATP binding
Source: RefSeq, a predicted model, not a curated record
CUGAACUUUCCAAACUUUCGUUAUCGGAUAGAUAAUGAUUUGAUCUACGUUAAAAAAUCUAAACACCAAACAUCAGUAAAUUUUUUUUUAAAAAUGUUUCGUUCAUUGACUAUUGCCAAAGGUUUUGCCGGUCGAGCUUCAAUGCUCGCCAAAGGGCAACAAAAACGCGGUCUUGCAAUACAUGAAUAUUUGUCAAUGGAGCUCUUAAAUAAAUAUGGUGUAAAAACUCCGAAAGGUGGGGUCGCCAGGAGUCCCCAGGAAGCUUAUGAGGUUGCACAAAAAUUAGGUACCGAGGACGCGGUUAUCAAGGCUCAAGUACUUGCAGGUGGUCGUGGAAAAGGUACUUUUACAAGUGGUCUAAAGGGAGGAGUCAGAGCGGUCUUUUCUCCCGCCGAGUCUAGAAUGUUCUCUGAACAAAUGCUUGGUUAUAAACUUAUAACAAAACAAACUGGUGCGGCUGGAAAAAUUUGUAAUGCGGUCUUUAUCGUUGAACGUAAAUUCGUUCGUCGUGAAUUUUAUUUUGCCAUUUUACAAGAUAGAAAAUCCCAAGGACCUGUUAUUGUAGCUUCUUCUCAAGGUGGUGUCGAUAUUGAAAGCGUGGCUGCGGAAAAUCCUGAUGCUAUUAUAACAUUACCAGUCGAUAUCGAUGUGGGUUUAAAAAGGGAAGAUGCUAAGAAUAUAGUAGAAAAAUUGGGAUUUUCUCCAAAAGUUGUUGAAGAAGCAACUGAUAUGAUACAAAGACUUUAUCAGCUAUUUAUUGAUAAAGACUGUACACAGGUUGAAAUUAAUCCUAUGGCGGAAUCUGCUGAUCACGAAGUUCUUUGUAUGGAUGCAAAACUUAACUUUGACGAUAAUGCUGAUUUCCGUCAAAAGGAUAUAUUUGCCUUACGUGAUACAUCUCAAGAAGAUCAACGUGAAGUUCAAGCAGCCAAAUAUAAUUUGAAUUAUAUUGGGUUAGAUGGACAAAUUGGUUGUUUAGUAAACGGAGCAGGGUUAGCUAUGGCUACAAUGGAUAUAAUUAAACUUAAUGGUGGAGAACCUGCUAAUUUUUUGGAUGUUGGCGGAGGAGCAACAGCUGAACAAGUUACCGAAGCAUUCAAAAUCAUAUCGUCCGAUCCACAAGUUACGUCAAUUUUAGUAAAUAUUUUUGGAGGUAUUAUGCGCUGUGAUAUUAUUGCUCAAGGUAUAAUUCAGGCUACCACGCAGUUACAGUUAACAUUGCCAGUUGUUGUCCGAUUACAAGGUACUGAAGUCGAUGCUGCAAAGAAACUUAUUGCAGAGUCAGGUUUACGUAUUAUUUCAAUUGAUGAUCUUGAUGAUGCUGCUUCUAAAUCCGUACAAUUAUCAAAAAUUGUUCAACUUGCGCGUCAGGCAAAGAUAGACGUUACGUUUGAAUUACCCAUAUAACCAAUUAAUUUAAAUUUCGUUAUUUUGUUAAAUUUUAUAAACUACAAUUUUAUUUGUUCAUCUUUCACUAAAAUUAAAAUUGUUUUUAUUUAUUCACCAUGCUAUUAGUCAUCAUCUUAGUUAUAAAUUAGAGUUAUGCUUUUUAAUGAUAACAUAACCUUUUUUGGCCCUUUUUUUUCUUUCUUCGGGAGCAGGAAUUUUUUUAACAUUAAUUACUUGUAAAAUUUCUUUUACUUUGAGUAUCAUACCGGCAAUAUAAGCAGUUUGAGAGUGAUAGACAGUUUGUUGUAAACGACGUAAACCUAGAGCUCGUACAACUCUUCGAAGUUUUAAAGGUAAACCAAUUGUAGAGCGUCGUAAAGUAAUUUUAAAAAAACCAUUUGGAAUUUUUGAUGAAUUUUUAUGAGAAAUUUGAGAAACCGAUUUAGAAUUAGGCUUU